AUGCCAACUCAAGUCGAGAUAAAGAAGCGCCUAAAGGCGCUCGGCUUCAACUCUCUAGCUACCUUGAUCGAUCAAGCCGAGGCUAUCCUCAAAACUAAACGAGCAGCAUACGAAGAGGCCAAGAAAUACGACUCCCCUGACGAGGAACAGGAUGAUACCAUGCGGCGAAGUGAUGAUUUAAACAUCAGUUUUGCCAGUGUGCUCGCAGAGUGA
This is a messenger RNA of Fusarium fujikuroi IMI 58289, 213 nucleotides long. RefSeq lists its product as uncharacterized. The record is from RefSeq and is a predicted model, not a curated record. The coding region runs from base 1 to 213 and encodes 70 amino acids. The transcript is spliced from 2 exons. NCBI's taxonomy places the organism in Eukaryota, Fungi, Ascomycota, Sordariomycetes, Hypocreales, Nectriaceae.